Molecule: messenger RNA, 1331 nt
Organism: Leopardus geoffroyi (Geoffroy's cat)
Lineage: Eukaryota; Metazoa; Chordata; Mammalia; Carnivora; Felidae
Gene: GPX8
Product: glutathione peroxidase 8 (putative)
Exons: 3
Coding region: 234-863 (209 amino acids)
Biological process (GO): response to oxidative stress
Molecular function (GO): glutathione peroxidase activity
Source: RefSeq, a predicted model, not a curated record
UGAUCUUCCUAGCGAAGAUUGCAAUAGGCAUCAUAAAUACAUCGAAAUUCUUUAGCACUCUGUUUUAUCCAGGAGUCUCGUUCCGUUCCCCAUCUGACAAGGGUCUUUCUAUUCCUUAGCAGUGAAAGGACCCCAUCUGUCCUUCCUGGGUUUCCGUUAAACUGAGCUGGUUUCAAGUUUCAGCUCCUCCUUGAAUUCCAGCCUGCUGAGACUUCCCUCUAGAAUCAUCCAAAAUGGAGCCUCUUACAGCUUACCCUUUAAGAUGUUCGGGGCCGAAAGCAAAGGUAUUUGCAGUUUUACUGUCUAUGGUUCUAUGCACAGUAAUGUUAUUUCUUCUACAACUAAAAUUCCUAAAACCUAAAAUCAACAGCUUUUAUGCCUUUGAAGUGAAAGAUGCAAAAGGAAGAACGGUUUCUCUGGAAAAGUUUAAAGGCAAAGUUUCACUAGUUGUAAACGUGGCUAGUGACUGCCAACUCACAGACAGAAAUUACUUAGCACUGCAGGAACUGCACAAAGAGUUUGGACCAUUCCACUUCAGCGUCUUGGCUUUUCCGUGCAAUCAGUUUGGAGAAUCGGAGCCCCGCCCCAGCAAGGAAGUUGUAUCUUUUGCAAGAAAUAACUACGGCGUGACAUUCCCCAUCUUCCACAAGAUUAAGAUUCUAGGAUCUGAAGCAGAACCUGCAUUCAGAUUUCUUGUUGAUUCUUCAAAGAAAGAACCAAGGUGGAAUUUUUGGAAGUAUCUGGUCAACCCUGAGGGUCAAGUUGUGAAAACCUGGAGGCCAGAGGAACCCAUUGAAGUCAUCAGGCCUGAGAUAGCAGCUCUGAUUAGACAAAUGAUCAUAAAAAAGAAAGAGGACCUAUGAAAAUGCCAGUGAGUCAUUCAAAUGCAGUAGUCAGAAUAUAGAAAUGUCAAGGGGAGGGGGGGGUUUGGUCUCAUCUUAAAUACUCUGACAAUUAAAUACGGCACUGAUGGAUUUUUUGUUUGUUUGUUUUUAUGAUACCUUGCCAGUGAGUGGUAAUGAAUAAUGCCCCCAGGACAGAGAUGUUACCCAAAACAAAAAUAAAGAGUAUCUAAAGAAUCAAAAUGAAAUAUACUAAGUAUUUCAUCAGAUCACACUAAAUAAUUCAAAAUACAGUCAUCAAUGUGCUUCAAUAUCCUGUUGUUCGACUUGACAUUUUUCAGGAUUGUACUUAAUGGAAAUGCCAAUCCACUAGACCUCUGUUUGAAUUCAAGACACUGUGUGUGACUGAAUUUUCUGGAUUAACUAACUGUAAAUGGCUAUUUUUAUGUAAUAAAAUAAAAAAUAAACACUGAAAAAAUGUUAAAUAUA